This is a messenger RNA of Bombina bombina (fire-bellied toad), 2273 nucleotides long. Its product is annotated as protein-glutamine gamma-glutamyltransferase 5-like. Lineage: Eukaryota; Metazoa; Chordata; Amphibia; Anura; Bombinatoridae. The coding region runs from base 11 to 2089 and encodes 692 amino acids. Gene Ontology annotation, biological process: peptide cross-linking. The record is from RefSeq and is a predicted model, not a curated record. The transcript has 13 exons. Gene Ontology annotation, molecular function: protein-glutamine gamma-glutamyltransferase activity.
GCUGCAGAUCAUGGCUUUUCAGCCAGAACUUUCCAAUGCUGAUUUUGAAAAGCACAAGAAUGGGCUUGAGCAUAAAACAGACUUAAUCCGAAGCAGAGACCUUACUAUUCGCAGAGGACAGCCUUUCACAGUCAAACUACUGUUCCGCUGCAGAGAUACGGAGGAGAAGCUGGAGAACCUGAACAUUAUAGCACAAACAGGCCCGCAUCCUAAAGAGCAAUUACGGACACAGAUCAAGUUUCCAGUAUAUAAGCUAAGAGAUAGCAGAUCAUGGAGUGCAGAGCUAAUCAGCGGAAAUGUCACUUCUUUAGCAAUUUCCUUAUGUACUGCAGCAACAGCGAGCAUUGGGCGCUAUGUACUAUGUCUGGAAGGGACCUAUCGUGGAAGAGCUUUGAGCUUUACAUUGGGAAACAUUCUUCUUUUGUUCAAUCCUUGGUGCCCUGAUGAUGAUGUCUUUCUGGAUGAUGAAGUUCAGAGACAAGAGUAUGUGAUGAAUGAACAUGGCAUUUUGUAUCAAGGAAGUAAAGACUUUAUUCAAAGCCAGCCAUGGAAUUUCGGACAGUUUGAAGAUGGUGUAGGUGAUAUUUGCCUGAAGAUUCUAGAUAUGAGCCCAAAUUUUCUGAAAAAUCCUUCUGAUGAUUGUGCUCGAAGAGGAGAUCCUGUGUACGUCAGUAGAAUUAUUUCAACCAUGAUAAAUUCUAAUGAUGACCUCGGAGUGUUAGAAUCCUGUUGGGAUCAGUUUUUUAGAAAUGGUGCUAACCCAAACACAUGGAACGGGAGUGUAACUAUCCUACGGCUUUGGCACAGAAGCAAUUGUAGGCCUGUUAGAUAUGGACAGUGCUGGGUUUUGGCUGGUGUCAUGUGCACAGUAAUGCGAUUCCUGGGUAUUCCAACCCGUGUAGUAACCAACUUUGAAUCUGCUCAUGAUACCAACUGUUCUCUGACCGUUGAUGAGUAUUACGAUGAAACUGGAAGAAAAAUAGAAUCUGCUGAAACAGACAGUGUCUGGAAUUUCCAUGUGUGGAAUGAAUGUUGGAUGGCAAGGAAGGAUCUUCGCCCAGGAUAUGAUGGUUGGCAGGUUCUGGAUGCCACACCACAGGAGCUCAGUGGAGGUACUUUUUGCUGCGGUCCAGCUCCCGUGAAAGCAGUAAAAGAAGGUGACAUAGAUGUGGACUAUGAUGUUCCAUUUGUGUUUGCUGAAGUCAAUGGGGAUAUUAUUCACUGGAUUAUACAAGAACAUGGAAUGGAAAAAGGGAACAUAGACACACUUUCCAUUGGAAAAUAUAUUAGCACUAAGAGUGUUGGAAGCAAUUCAAGAGAAGACAUAACAGAUCAAUACAAGUAUACUGAAGGUUCUUACCAGGAGAGGGCAGUAUAUGAAAAGGCAGUGAGGAAAAUGAAGAUUCAGAAACCACAAACAGCAAAGGAAUCAGUAGUGGCUCUUGACUUUGAUGUCUCUUUAAAGUUAGCAGAAUCACCUUUGAUUGGUCAGACCAUCUUCAUGUUGUAUCAAAUAAAUAACAAAAGCUAUGAAUCUAAAAGGUAUUCAGUAAAUGUCAGUGCCCAAGCGAUGCAAUAUAAUGGGAAGCCUCUUGAUCAGUUCUGGACGGACGAUUUCAUUAUGGAUGUUAAUGCUAAUAGGGCUGCAGAUGCAAAUUUCCAAAUUUUUUCAUAUCAGUACCAGAGAUAUGUAAGGUCCGGUAACAACAUCAGAGUCACUGUACUAGCAACAGAUUUGGUAACCAAGAAGCUGAAAUUUGCAUCUAAAAACAUCAUAUUUGAUAUGCCGGGCAUAGAAAUUCAAAUUUAUGGAUCCCCAGAACUCAACAAGCCUCUUAGUGUUACGUUGUCUUUUACGAAUCCGUUUAAUGACAUUCUCAGUAAUUGCAUGAUGACAGCAGAAGGUGCGGGCCUGCUUCCCAGUGGACCUAUAACAGUGUACAUGGAUCAGAUAUUCCCUUACCGUUCUGGCUAUGUGAAGAUCUGCUGUGUGCCUGUUAAACAUGGAACCCAACAGCUGGAAGUCAAUUUUUCCUGUGAUAAAAUCAAAUUUGUAAAAGGGAGUGCAUUGAUUGCUGUUCCUUUCUAGCAAGGAAAACACAUGUGGAACUCAAUAUAUUAUUUAUUACUGGAUUUGUGAAAUAAUCCCAGUUAAUAUAAUUAUAUUCAUCAUUCUGUUUGUUUACCAUACUUCUUUCAGGCCUAUUUUAAGGCUUAUUAAAAUUAAUGAUUGCACAAUAAAUUAUGGGACUCACUAAUCAUUAAUGUGAAAA